Schistocerca serialis cubense is the source of this 1216-nucleotide messenger RNA. Its product is annotated as UPF0598 protein CG30010. Bases 199 to 876 code for a protein of 225 amino acids. The record is from RefSeq and is a predicted model, not a curated record. Lineage: Eukaryota; Metazoa; Arthropoda; Insecta; Orthoptera; Acrididae. The transcript has 4 exons.
CGACAUGUGAACUCACGAUGUGUCAAAAGUAUUCGAUAGUCGAUUUAUCAGUUCCAAGUUGCAUGUAAACAUAAACAUAAAAGCGUAGUGAGUACAAUACAAAUGUAAUAUGUUUGUGACAUUCACUGUAGAGAUUGUUUCCAAGAAAUAUUUUAUUUUGAAUCUGCAUACGCUGCUCUUUAUUCAUUAAUUCAAGAAAUGUGUUGUCUGCUACGCAACUUACGAACACUAAACCAAAUUCUGUAUGUCAACGUUUCUACGAAAGGAAAUAGUGUAUUCAAGAACUGGUCGAGAUGCGUUUCUUAUGUGCAAGGGCAGUCACCAGAACCGAACAUAAGGGAAUAUUUUUACUACGUAGACCACCAAGGAAUGCUGUUCCUGGAUGACUCCAGAAUGAAGAAUUUCACUUCCUGUUUCAAAGACAAAAAGUUCCUGGAAUUCUUUUUUAAACGCCUGAGGAUGAAUACAACAGGGCGCUACACAGAAGACUUUCCUUACUUGUCACUUUGUGGUCGAGAACGAAAUUACGUUAGAUGUGAUGAUUAUCCUAUUGUAUUCACUCAUAUAAUGAAAGACGCGCAGAUGAAUAAUGUCUUAAGUUAUGGCCAUGCUGGAAAUUUACUGACAGUUAAGUUUGAACCGGAGAAAGUUAUAAUGCUUCCAGAGACUGGGCGUGUUUAUCAUCCCGCACCGGAAAGAGUCGGUGGUAUUGGCUUAAUUAGAUCCAAGUUAGCAAUUGAAUUAAGUAAGUUUUUUAUAUUUGAAAAUGGUGAGCAACAAGAACCAACACAUUUAUCAUGGGAUGGUAAGAUAUAUGAGUUAAUAACGGAUUGGUACAAAGAAGCAAAACAGCAGGAACUUGAGUGUUCAAAUUAAAUUAGAUUCACCCAUAUAUUAUUGUGAGAGAAAUUACUGACAUUGUUCAAAUCCACUUCCAAAGACAAAUAUUUCUAGCAACUUGCCUGAUGCUGAAUAUGUCACCAGGCUUGCUUGGAUUGGAAGAUAAGUGAUUGUUUAUUGUAAAAUGUUGAGCUUCUUAAUUUCUUCAUAAAAUAAGAUGUAAAUUGGUUUAUACAAUAACUACUUCUUGUUACAUAGUACCUUUGGAGUAGCAAGUCACCAGUUCAAUUGUUAAUUGGCAUUGUUUAGUCCAGUAUUUGUGAUUGUUAUUAACACUGUUGUAUUUUUACAGAAUAAAGUUAUGUUUUUCCAAAAA